UCGAAAAGGUUCGAAUUGUAAGAUCGGUUGAUUGUCAUCAGCAUCACUGUGCUGUGCUGAGUUUGUUUGUUUGUGUAAUGAUGAUGAUGAUGAUCAGGAAUAACAUAUCAUAUCGUCAUUAAGUGAAUCCUUGCAUUUGAAUCUUCUCUGACCUGAUCUUAUAUCAACAAUUUUUUUGUUUAACAAUUUAACUGGUGAAACAUCGAACUGAGAAAAAGCGGACAUUGGGCAAACAACAAGCUAGAUAAUAUAAUGGCACAUCAUAAUCGUGGCACAUCCGUUAUAUCCACCACAAUGUGCACCCUGAUGGCCGUGUUGAUGGUGGUGUUAUGCUGCUGUUGUGGCACUACAUUAGCCGAUAGAAAAUGUUCAUCUUCUUCGUCUUCGAAUAACCAUAAUUACCACAAUCAUAAUCAUAAUCAUCAUGAGCCACGAUCAUUGAGUGCAUCUUCGAUGAUUCCAUUUCAUCAUUCUCAUCAUUCUAGCAUACCGUUGUCGAACCAGAAAAAGCAUCAACAUUCCAAUGAUGACCUAAUUGAAUCGGCAAGUGAUUUGAACAGUAUUGUCGCUGCUGCCAUCGCUGCAGCCGUUGAUUCGGCGGUUGUCACAUCGAAUCCACCAUCGAUGAUGAUGAACAACAAACAGAAACGAUCUCAGAAUCCAUCCAUUACCACAAUGAAUACGACCAUCACCACACCAUCAUCGUCAUUGAUAUCUUCGACGAUAACUCCGCCUAUGCUUGAUAAUUCCUUGUCCAGUCAAUCGAUCAAUCAACAUGGACAAAAUUUCGCCCCUCACGAUAACCUAUUGAUGGAUAACAAUAGUAACUUUAUGGAUAAUGGUGGUGAUUAUGCAUUACCAUUCUAUUCCAAUUAUUAUCUUCCACCAUCCGCAGCUACUGGUUCGUUGUAUCCGGUUGACUUAGGCAAUCUGUUGUCGUCUCCAAAUUAUCAAUCAAACCCGAUGAUGAUCAACAUGAAAAACGGUAUGACCAACAUCAACAACAACAACAAUAAGAACAAAACAAUCGGAUUGGGACGUCGAAUUGGCGAAUUGGUUUCGACCAGUGCCGAAAAAGCGACUCGAGCAUUCAAAUCUUUUCCCAAACUAUUGAACGAUAUUAAGCCAUCCAAAUUGUUGGGACUAUCAUCAUCGCCCGGUGAUUCGAUUGAUUUCAGCACACCCAAACAUAAUAUAUCGUCGAUACCAUUGCCAAGUUCGUGGUAUUUGCCUCAGAAUACUUGGUCAUCGUUUGCACCACCACCAUUGAGCUCAAGUCUAUUUCUACAGCAACCGGUAUUUAUUCGAACGCAAGAUAUGGGUGGAUCAUCAUCGCCAAUGCAAACCACCAAUCAGAUUCUGUCGCCUUCGGCAUCCACAUUGAAAUCGGAUUAUCAUUCCAAUCGAAUGGCUAGUUCACCAAGCGGACAGCAAAAUGUCUAUCCCAAUGACCUUUAUACAUCGGCACAAACAUCAUACGGUAAUCGAGUGAAACCACCAUCACAACGUGAUCAAUAUGCUGAUUUUGAUAAUUCUGGUGAGGAUCAUGAUGGCAUCAAUGUUGAUCCGGAUCAGGAUACCAAAAUGGCCAACGAUGGAUCAAUCUUGGAUAGUGACAAUAAUAAUAGUGGUCAGCACAACGAUCAUAUCAUGGCUAAUGAUAUGGCUGCCAAUAAUGGAUGGCAACAUUCCGGCUCCAAUUCCCAACCCUAUGAAGAUUAUGGUGAACAAUCGACAAACAAUGAUUUCUAUCCAAAUCAUCACCAUCACCAUAUCAAUCACAAUAGUCACAAUCAUAAUCGUAACAAUAACAACAAUGUGUUUGCAGCCAGCAACAUGCGUCGACCUCCUUUUCCUACCAAUUUUCGAUCUGCUCCGACAUCUUCAUUCAUCCGAAAUCGACCAUUAUCCAUGUCGGAUGCUGAUAUGGAUAAUUGGUAUCCGGCUUUUUUUGGGCCCAAUGUCAAACCAAUGACUCGUCUGCGAAACUUUCCAAACCAUUAUUCGGCAGCCAAUUCCUUGUUGAAUCCCACUACCGCUAAUGAAUAUAUGCCGUUUAUGCGUGCGACCGAGACACCGGCAACAUUGGCCGCUCAUUCGCACUUUUAUCCCAUUUCAACAUCGCCCUUGAUGAACGCUGGUACAGCAGUACGUCCAACAUCGUGGCCAGCAUUAGGUUAUUAUCCGGGAUUGAAUCCUCUAUACAAUUAUCCGCAUCGAGCCAAUUCCAUGAUGGCAACUGCCGGCAGUAUGAUACGGCCAAUGACAAUACCAUUCUUUCCUCCAAUCAACCAAUUCUACAUGCAGCGGUAUCGAUCAUUGCCAUACAUGGCACCUUACACCAGUGGUGGCUAUCAUCCAACCACCGCAGCCACCAUGCCCUAUCGUUCAUAUGGUCAUCAAUCACCAUUCAAUUCGUUGGUCACUGCAGCCAGUUCGCUGUACCCGGUACGAAUUCCAUUUUCGGCCAUAUCAACACCAUUAUCAUAUCAUGGUCCACUGAUGGCCACACCGUUUCAGACACAGAUUCCCGUGCUAAAACAUCGAAUCGGGCCAUUAAUGAUGCGACCAUCAUCGAAACCAUCGAUGGCCAUCACCACCAAACGACAGGAUAAUUCAACAAACAAAUACAGUGAAUAUGCCGUCAAACUGAAUUCGACCGAAGUGGUGAAAACGAAUGAUUUGCUAGCACUGAAUGAUGAGCAUGACACAGUGUCAAACAAUAAUCAAACACAUCGAAUGAUGCGAUCAUAUCGACAUUAUCAUGCCUUCCAUGACGUACGUGACAAACCAUCCGAUAAUGCCUACUCACAACAACCACAACCAAAACAAUCGUCAUCCCCAAACAUGCAAACCAACAAUGAAUGGAGACCGGUAUUUGUUGACAACACUCAUCAUUGAUUAGUAUCGUCUAUAGCUUUCCAAUUGCUUCCCUACACACCACAUAGAAUAUAUUUAUUUAGUUAAUGUAAGAUAUUUUUUUCACUUUCUUUCGCAAAAUCAUCCCAUUUGAUGAAAACAAACGAAUGAUUAAUA
Messenger RNA from Dermatophagoides pteronyssinus (European house dust mite), 3036 nucleotides. RefSeq lists its product as uncharacterized. Lineage: Eukaryota; Metazoa; Arthropoda; Arachnida; Sarcoptiformes; Pyroglyphidae. The record is from RefSeq and is a predicted model, not a curated record.